Messenger RNA from Musca domestica (house fly), 4748 nucleotides. Its product is annotated as protein AF-9. Gene Ontology annotation, cellular component: super elongation complex. Bases 264 to 3455 code for a protein of 1063 amino acids. The record is from RefSeq and is a predicted model, not a curated record. Gene Ontology annotation, biological process: regulation of DNA-templated transcription. The transcript has 4 exons. Lineage: Eukaryota; Metazoa; Arthropoda; Insecta; Diptera; Muscidae.
UAGUGUCAUGUAGUCGAGUGUAUCGUGUUGAGGCCAAUUCUUUAUACAUUAAUUAAUUUGUGGUGCGGAAAAACACAACAUAUUGGCGACGAUUUACUGAAUUAAUGCAUUAAAAUUAAAUGUCUGGAUUUUAUUGGAUUGAAAUAAUUGCAAUUGUAACAUAAACUUUUUGCCUAGCAAUUUGACAUCCUUUAAAAGGAAGAAAAAUUGUGGGUUUCGGGCGCAAGCUACUGUGAGGUGCAUUAGCUUCGGGAGUCAAGUAAAUGGCGGUUAAAGUGCAAUUUGAAAUUGGUCAUACCUCGAAACUGAGGAGUAAAAAAACCAUUGAAGGUUAUACACAUGAUUGGGAGCUAUAUGUAAAGGGACAGCAGGGCGACAUAAGUGUGUUUGUUGAGAAAAUUGUCUUCAAUUUGCACGAAUCUUUUGCAAAACCCAAACGUGUUUGCAAGGAGCCACCAUAUCUCAUUCAAGAGUCAGGCUAUGCAGGUUUCGAUGUUAUAAUUGAAAUCCAUCUACGUAAUCGAGAUGAGCCAAAGCGCAUUAACUAUCAGUAUGACUUGGAUCUACAGACAACAGGCCCGCCAAAACAUAACCAUGAAAUAAGAAAACACGUCUUUGAGAACCCUUCGGAAGAAUUUCGCCAGAAACUUUUAAAAGGCGGUGGAGUUCUAGUGUCAGCUGUUACAUCCAGUAAUGCCAUAACGAAUAGCUCAAUGUCUGGUGCUAAUAAUACGGGCCAUGUUGAGGCUCAUAAAAGCUCAUCGGCCGAAAAGAAACAUAAAAGUCGUCCCCCAGAUGAUUCAAAGUUAAAUUCAUUUGCCAAUCUAUUUGGCCCACCCAUUACAAAGACAUCUGCGGUUGCUACGGCUGGAAAUGGUGGCACUGCAACCAAUUCAUCUGGAACUGGUGCUUAUAAUGUUGGCAACAACGCCAAACAUUCUCCCGAUAUUAAAACUGGCCAACUGGGUAGCAAUCCCGCCAGCAGUAUGCCUGCAAAAGAAAAAUCGUCUAAAGACAAAGAGAAAUCAUCGUCGGACAGAUCGAAAGACCGGUCCGAACGCAAGGAAAGACACCACAAACAAUCGACAAAUAGCCCCCAUAAGGAAGGCAGAAGUGAUUCCAAAAAGUCAGAAUCAAAACAUGAAAAACGAGAUAAAAAUGAAGAAAAAUCGAAAAAGGAUAAAAAUCGAGACAAAGAUCGCGACAGAGACAAGUCGUCGUCAGGGAAUGCUGCAAACAACAACAAGAGACCUUCGAGUCCAAAGCCUGCAAGAGAGCUCAGUCCAUUGAAAACAAAUGCAGUGGCUCCAAUAAAUACACAAAAUGCCAGUGGUCCUCCUUCUGCAGGUGGAACUGUGGCCAACAGUUCAAGCUCCGUUGCAAGACCUUCAUCUUCACAAAGUGGCAAAAUAGACGAGGGAAAGUCCUCAUCAUCGAAAUCAUCAAAAGAUUCCUCAUCCAAAGAAUCCAAAUCAAAGGAAUCUUCGUCGAGUGGCAAAAAGUCAAAAAAGGAGAAAAAGGACAAAGACAAGGAAAGAGAUAAAGAGCGUAGACACGAAGAAAAAGAGAAACAAAAGGCAUUAGAGGCUUCAGCAAAAUCAGUUCCCCCGAAAGAUGAAACAAAAUCCUCCUCUCAACCACCAACAAAUGCAUUACCCAAUCCAACAGCAGCUGGAGUUCCAGAAAAACACUCAAAGAGUCCUUUAAAUGCCAACGAAACAUUAAAGAAGUCCGAAAAACCCACUAAAGCUGAGCCAACUAAAAGUCAAGAUAAUUUGGCAGUUCCGCCAAAUUCAGGGGUAGCACCAACAUUGCCACCCACAAAUGUAGCCCAUCCACAACAUACAGCCAGCGAUAAGAAAACCACAGGGGCCUCUUCAGCAUCGGCUACGGCAGCGACCGCACCAGCCCCACCAGAAAAAGAUAAACGUUCACACAAACACAAAAAGAAGGAAAAGAAUAAAGAUAAGGAUAAAGAUCGAGACCGAGAUAAGGAACGUGAUAAGGAUAAAGAUAAAGAGCGCGAUAAAGAGAGGGAAAGCAAAAAGGAGAAAGAAACUAAAGAAAAGCCAACAGAAGAAAAAUCCGCAGAAAAUUUCUCUGUGCCACCACCGCUACAGCAAUCGUUGCAGCAGCAAUCCAGUAACACUACAAGUCUUACGAACAGUCCACGUAUCAGUAAUCCUGAGGAGCCUUCUGGUGUGAAUACGACACCGCCGUCAACCACAUCGUCGACAACAACCACGAGCAGUAGCAAUAGUUCUUCGUCCAAAUCCUCGAAGAACAAAGAAAAGAAAUCCAAAGAUCGAUCAAAAGAAGAAAAAUCAUCUUCGAAACACAAAUCCAAUGAUGCCGAUGCCACAGAAACCAAGAACAAACAACCAAAACUGUCAUCAUCAUCAACCUCCUCUGCGUCCUCGUCGUCGUCAAACUCUACACCGGCAAAUGCAAACAACAAUGCAGCAAUCAUUCCCGGAUUGCCUGCUCCUCUUACAGCACCGCCUGCAGCUAGUUCGGCUCUCCCUGCACCAAGUAAUAGCCAUUUGGAUCUAAGCGAUAAUGACAGUGUGUCAUCUGCACCCACCACUUUGGAUACUCAAACAAGCGGCAAUGCGGCAAAUAAACCACAACCUCCUGCUCCUCCUCAACCAGUCAUGACACAUUCUGAUAGCUCGAACAGCAGUUUUCCUGAUUUAAGUUUUACCAAAGCAAAGAAAGCCUCCACAUCACAAGAAACGGCCAAGCCUAUCAACAAUCCUACACCACCACCCCAACCCCAGUUAAAAGAACCUCCUCCCAAAUCCAGUAAGUCUUCGAAAGACAAAACGGAUAAAUCCUCGAAAAAUGAAGAAGAACGUGAAAAGAAACGACGACGGAACUCUCAAGCAGCCAACACAUUCAUAGAACCGCCACUCAAGCAAAUGAAAAAAGAAACAAAAUCGGUUAGAGAAAAAUCAAAAUCGCCAUCUAUGCGCAAUGCCGGCAGUCGGGCAAGCAUAUCAGAGGCUUCAUCGACUUUCCUCCAGCCGGGAGCAUCACCAUCGAGUACAGCGGCCGCAGCUCCCCUGGCACCACCCACAUCGGUACCACCGGCUGCUCAUUCGCCCGCCCUAAGUGCCGCUGAGGCUGUGGGAAAUGCUACCAGUGCCACGGCCAAUGCUGCCACCUGCAAUAGUACUUCGGCUACAACACCCACAACUGCGGCUGCUAAUUCAUCGGCCUCCGCGGCACUGGCAUCGCAUCAGUUGCCUUUGGAUUAUCUAAGCGAACUGCAGGAGUUACAUCACAAGAUUAUGACACUACAGGACAAUGAAGAUCUCCAGCAUGUUGUUGAGCUGAUAGCUGCCACGGGUUGUUAUGAAAUCACAACAAAAACAUUCGAUUUUGAUUUGUGUAAAUUGGAUCGGGUGACAGUACAGCGAUUACAGGAGUUUUUCGCCACAUCGGUAUCAUGACAUAGAAUUCAUGUUUAAGGUGAACUAGCGAUCCCAAAUAGGAUUUCACCUUGACGGAAGAAAUUUAUACCAUUCAUUAAUAAUGCCGGAAGAGGUAUUUUUUUGUUAUGUAAGGAUUUUUUAUAUAAUCUAAUUUGUGUAAGAGAAGCUAUUACGAAUAAUAAAAAAAUACAACAAUAUGAUAUUUAAUAUAUACAUAAAUUGUAUUUCGCGUACAGCGGCAACACAGGAAAAACAACAAAAAAGCAAAACAUAUACAAACAAAAAAAACAUACGCAUUGCACAAAAUUUGUGUUAAAUUUAUGAAGUUGAACAAAUACAAGACAACAGCAAAAUAAGAAAUUAUAUUAAAAAUAAAUAAUAAUAAUUUAUUAAUAUUUAAAUGUAAUAAGCGAAUAUAAUAAGAAAACCGGACAAAGGAUAGACAAAGUGCAUACAUGUAUUUAUACGUUUUUUUUUCACUUGUAUUUUUCGUUUCGUAUUUUUUUUAAUUUCAAAAUCACACAAACACACCACACAUACAAAGAAAACCAAAUAAGUAAGCAAUUCUUAAAGAAAAAACAAACAAACAAAACAACAUUUAUGCAUAUAAAUAAAUAUUUAUAAAAUACAACAACAAGCAAUUAGAAUUAUAUAUAUUUUAAUUAUACAUAUAUACAGAGAAAAUAUCAAUGGAAUUAUUUGGAAAUUUUAAAACCAUAGUUUGUACAAUAUUUGAUAUUCCCCAUUGUUUUUUGUUGUUUUUUCUUUCCUAAUUUUUCUCUACUGCUACUUUUGUUUCUAUCAUCUGCAAAUUGAUUUUCAAAUUUCAAUAUUGUUUUCUGUUAAGCCAAACCAAAACUCAGCCCCGAAACAAAACAAAAUCCCAUGCCUUUAUUGACCACAUAAGACUUGUAAAUUUUAUUCUUUAAUAGUUUUUUUUUAUUAUUAUUAUUAUCUCUGCAACAAUUUUGUAUGAUAAUAUUACAAAUAAUAGUACAUACAUACAUAAUAUAUAUAUCUUUAACGUUUUACAAAAUAAGCUAGCAUUCAAUGAAAUAUAAAUAUGUUUUUGUUUUAUUUUUAAUUUUUUUCUUUCAAUUCUUCUCAGCUUUUUAAUCGAUAUAACCAAACUAAUUUCUAAGAACUACAAAGACUUUUGGUUUUAAGCAAUUUAUUAUUAGAAAAUAAAAAUAACUUUUUUCAAAGCUACACAUAUUUUAGUUGUUAACUGUAAUUAGGGUGUAUUUUGGAUGGAACCUCCUCUGUAACUCUGCUCUUUGUUUACCACGUCUUGAUUUUGAUUGUUUGUUU